AUGUCCAAGAUCAUCACUGUCUUUGGUGCCACCGGCAACCAGGGUGGCUCCGUCAUCAACUCCCUGCUCAAAGACUCCGCCAUCACCAAGGAGUACCAGAUCCGCGGUAUCACGCGCGACACCUCCAAGCCCGCCUCGCAGGCCCUCGCCGCCCGGGGUGUCGAGAUGGUCGCCGCCGACAUGUCCAGCGUCGAGGCCGUCGCCCCCGCCGUCAAGAACGCCCACACCGUGUUCGUGGUGACCAACUACUGGGAAAAGGCCAGCGCCGAGGCCGAGAUUGCCCAGGUCAAGGCCGUCACCGACGCCAGCAAGGCCGCCGGUGUCCAGCACAUUAUCCACUCCACCCUCAUCCACGUCACAAAGGCCACCAACGGUCGUCUCUCCCACGUCCUUCACUUUGACGCCAAGGCCGAUGGCACAGAGUACAUCCGCCAGAGUGGCGUGCCCGUCACGGCCUUCCUCCCGGGCUACUUCCUCAGCAACUUCUUCAACAGCUUCCAGAAGCAGACCGACGGCACGUAUGCCGUCAUGAUGCCUCUCCCCGCCGACAAGAAGAUCAUCCCCACCUUUGACGCCCAGAGCGACACGGGCAAGUACGUCAAGGCCGCCAUCAAGACCUUCAACGGCGAGUCGGGUCGCCAGUUCUACGGCGCCAGCGAGUACAUCAGCCACCAGAAGCUCGUCGACGACUGGUCCGAGGUGAUGGGCAAAAAGGCCGUUUUCAAGCAGAUCCCCGCCGAGCUCUUCCAGAGCUUCCUGCCGCCGCAGAUUGGCAAGGAGUUGACGGAGAAUAUGCUCUUGCUCGGGGAUGUUGGCUACUACGAGGGUGCCAGUCUCGACGAGACCAACGCCCUGCUUGAGGAGAAGCCGACGACCUGGAAGGAGUUUGUGGUGGCCAACAAGGACAAGUUUCAGUAG
Molecule: messenger RNA, 918 nt
Organism: Emericellopsis atlantica
Lineage: Eukaryota; Fungi; Ascomycota; Sordariomycetes; Hypocreales; Bionectriaceae
Exons: 1
Coding region: 1-918 (305 amino acids)
Source: RefSeq, a predicted model, not a curated record